This is a messenger RNA of Polistes canadensis, 3400 nucleotides long. RefSeq names its product docking protein 3 (gene Dok). Gene Ontology annotation, cellular component: cytoplasm. Gene Ontology annotation, biological process: cell surface receptor protein tyrosine kinase signaling pathway; positive regulation of MAPK cascade. Bases 432 to 2126 code for a protein of 564 amino acids. Lineage: Eukaryota; Metazoa; Arthropoda; Insecta; Hymenoptera; Vespidae. The record is from RefSeq and is a predicted model, not a curated record. The transcript has 3 exons.
AUGAAAUAGUAAACGCGCGCGCGCACGCACUCUCGGGUACGCGGAAAGGCGCUUUCGGAUCGCAAAUUGUGUGAGGUCGUAGUGCGAUAUCGAAUAAAGAAAAUAGAAACGUUCUUUCGUGAGAUGUCAAGCACCACGCGUCGUUAUGAUGGGUUGAGUGUCAUCCAAAGUAGCGAUAGCAUUUACCAGACUGUCAGAUUAAACGAUAGGAAGACGUGUUUGAGCAUAAGGGGAUAUCUCCUCGCGGUGAGAGGAAGAAAAGAAAAGGCGUACUGUUCUUCUGCACAGAGUGAAAGUAACAAAAUAGAUAUUUUCAUUGGUGAUAAUCAAAACGAAGUAAAAAGGGUCGUUAUUUUGAUACCCAAUUUUUCUUUGAUCGACCAAGAAGUUAAUCGAAAAAAUCGUCGAUCGAUGCUUUAUCGAUCUAAGCAAUGGAGCCCGAGGUACCUUUGAUACAGGGAAUUCUUCUUCUACCGCCGCAAGGAAUGCUAGGACAACUCAAGAAAUCAUGGCACAAAAGAUUUUGUCAGCUCUUCAAGGCAAGUAAUUAUGGAAUUGAACGGUUAGAGAUCUAUGAUAAUCAUGAAGAAGCUAUAUUGCAAUUACAUUCACCUCGGAUUGUUACUCUGGAAGCUUGCGUUAAAAUUGCCCCGAGUAAUCAUUCCCAUGUAUUUACUGUGGUUACGAAAUCAGGCGUACAUUACUUUGGAUGUUGUUCCGUAGCAGAUAUGUAUAGCUGGAUCAGCGCAUUCCAAUUAGUUGCAUUUAAAGAUAAGUUGUCGAAGCAAACAAUAGAAGAGAAUUCAGACUUAUAUUGCACCAGUGGCGAAAGAGUAUUUUCUGUGAAAGUAGUAGAGACAGAUGCAUCUAAACGUUGCGGUUUAGAGACAAGAACUUAUACCUUGGUAGUCGCCGCUGUUGAUAUUAAAUUGAUGGACGGGGAUAUAGUUUUAUUCACAUGGCCUUACAGAUAUAUUAGAAGAUAUGGAUAUAAAGAUGGAAAGUUUACCUUUGAAGCUGGGAGAAAAUGCGAAUCGGGAGAAGGCUCCUUUUGUUUGGAGCAUGGUAGCCAGCAAGAAAUAUUUCGUUGCAUGUAUUUAAAGAUGAAAUCUAUGAAAAAAUUAUUAAACGGAGACAAUAGCCCGAGCAUAGAGUGCAACGACACUCAAUAUCAUGCUGCCUUGUCUAUGGAAGCUGGCUCCAGAUCCCCACUGCCACCUUCUCCUAACAGCUCUGCAAAUUUAAUAGAUAUAGAUUUUGCUGCUAUAACUCCUAAUACGCAGAAACAAUUAAAUUCAUCUUCUGGCUCAGAUUCAACUACCGCUUCAAAACCUUCUCCACCCAUCGUCAGACCAAAGCCUGCUAAACCGCCACGCAAAAAUAUAUUUACUGGUUUAUUAGAUAAAAAAAAUAUCGACUCGGAUAAUAUUGAUUCUCCUAGUUCUAGUGAACAGAAAACUUUCAGUAAUACUAAUUCCCCAGAAUUGUCGCAAAAAAGUGUUAAUAGUUCUAUACUAGAAGAAGAAAAACAUUCCUAUGAUUUAGUAGAAGUUAGAAAUGAUGCUUGGAAGACUCAUGGUACAGACAACGUACAUCACACGGAAAAAUAUAAUCCUUCUUUAAUAAGAAAUAAUACGGAUAAAGAAAAUAAUGAGGAUAGUCAAUAUGAGACAAUGAUGCCCGUUACCACAUCUCAAAAUUUAUCCAAAAAUAAAAACAAUGCCAGUGAAGUAAUUAGUAUUUCGUCAUCUAUGUUUUAUACAUCUUGUAAAACCCCUGAUACGUCCGACUACGACGAAUUGCAAAAUUUUGGUUCAGCAUCUAAACUUAUUCCAAUAUCUACGCACAAAAUUUCAACCGUAUCUUCAAGUACUCAGAGUACGCAUAAUACGGCUCAAUCUACGAUAUCAAAUCCUACAGCUGAUUCUAAUGCAACUUGGUCCAAUUAUGACAUCGUUGAAGAUAUUUCUUCUGUUAGAUUAGCGGAUGACAGUCAUCUUGGAUAUGCUGUUAUUCGAAAAAAGAUUCCAAUUGAAUCGACUUCCAUUAAUGCGAAUAUGGGACCAAAGCCUAAAGUUUACAAUGAUGGUGAAUAUGCAAUUGUAUCGAAACCAAAAAGGGUGUAAAACCUCCAAAAAUUUUCUUCCCUCUAAUAUAAAACAUGAAAUAAGCGAAUGAAUUAAUGUAAAGUUGUCACAAUUUAUAUUUUUUUUUUAAAUAUUUGAAAUAAGAUAAGACAUAUGCUAGUCUAUACAAUCAUUACAAAAGCAUUCCUUUUCUUUUUAGAAGGAAAACUAAGAUGGAUAUUGAACAUAAAUCUUUUUAUAUUAAUUCAUCAUUAAUAUGUCAAGUUAAAAAAAUCAUUUGUUUAGACAAACUAUUAAUGUUGAUAUUACAGAAUUCCUAUAAUGAUUAUUUAUACGCUAGUCUUUCUGACCAUUGUCUCUCAACAUAUAGAAAUUACUUUGAAAAUAGGAAUAGAUUAUUUUAAAUAUUUGUUUAAGAGUUGACGUAUAAUGAAUUUUUUCUAUUUGUAUAAAGCAUAACUGAUUCAGACAUGGUGCCUUUAAUAAUGCUAUAAAAGAAAUAAUUAUAUUUGAAAUAUAUAUUAUAGUACACUUCUUCGAAUUUUUUAUCAAUUUAUAUAUCAAAAUGUAAUAACUUCUUGAACGUGUGCCUUAGUGUACUUAGAUUUUUAAAAAGAUCUUUAUUACAUUUGUUACGAAUGAUAAUUUACAUCCAUUUUCAAAAAUGUUAUUUAUAUUUCAAACAAAAUGUAUUAACUUAUUUUUAUAUCCCUAAUGUUAUAGAGAAACCAAUAUAAUCCUCUUCAAAGAUCUAUAGUUUAUACGUAGUAUCUAUAUUAAUUAAAAAUACAUUAACAUAGAACAAUUUCAAUAUAAACGAUAGAUUUUAAUUGAAAUAAGUCUGCGAAGUGUGUCUACAUGAAUAUACGUCUCAUGUGCCAAGUAAAGAUCUGCCAUGCUUUGAAAUAUUUUAUCAAUUUUUAGAUAUAGUUCUUUAAACAAAUAAUAUUACAAAUAGUAGCAAAUAUAAUUUGCUAAUAUAUACACGAUCUUAAUAUAAUUAUAUAAAACACGAUGCUAAAGAAUUAAAGAUAUUCUUUGUAGACCAUUGUAAUUAAAAUAUUUUAAGAAAAAUAUAAAUGAAUGAUAUUGUAAUAUUAACACGUUCUCUAUAAGUGUUGCAUGUCUGUGUCACACCAAGUUCCAUUGAGAAUCCAGCAUCACACAUUUGUGACAAUAAUCAACAUAAAGAAUAAGUUUCGGGCUGUGGUUGGAAUCUCUUUUCCAUGAUGCGAUAGCAAACAUGUUAAUUAAAAUUUAAACAUUUUAAAUAUAUAUAUACGCAUUUAUAUAUAUUUACAAAAAAUUUAUAA